Molecule: messenger RNA, 222 nt
Organism: Triticum turgidum subsp. durum (durum wheat)
Lineage: Eukaryota; Viridiplantae; Streptophyta; Magnoliopsida; Poales; Poaceae
Source: the annotation of a GenBank genome assembly
AUGAACGGGAGUAGCAGGAGCAAGGAGGCGGGCGAGAAGCGUUUCCUUGAAGAUUCUAGGGUACUGGUGAAGCAAGUGAGGGAGCUGAGGAGGCUGGUGCCCUGCUGCCACGAGCCGUGCGGGCUCGGCGAGCUGUUCCAGGAUGCGGCGAGCCACAUCGAGGAUUUGCAGGUGCAGGUCAAGGUCAUGAGGAUGCUGCUCGACAAGCUCUCAGACGACUGA